UCGGGAAGACCAGGAGGAUCAGGAUCACCAGGAGAAAGGGGACAAUCGGGAGAGAAGGGAGACUCCGGUUCGGAUGGAGAAGCUGGCGACCCCGGACCGAGCGGUUCACCAGGCCAACAAGGAGAUCAAGGUCUUCCCGGAAUGCCCGGGUCUCCCGGAGAUCGAGGGAUGCCAGGCGUCAUAGGCGCACCGGGCUCGCAGGGAGAGCGGGGCAGAAAUGGAAACGACGGUGAGAGAGGAAUGCAGGGACCUCCAGGACCGGCAGGACAGCAUGGCGCACCGGGAGAUUCCGGCAAAGAGGGAGCUCCCGGUAAAGAUGGCUUUCCAGGCAUCGCCGGCAGACCAGGAGACAAGGGACCAUCCGGAAGUCCCGGUGUUGCAGGAGCGCCCGGGCUCGCCGGGCUCAUGGGAACAACGGGCCCUCAGGGUUCUGCCGGACAGCCAGGCAUUCGGGGAGAGCGGGGAGAAACAGGACCCUUCGGAGUGCAGGGACCCACCGGACCGCGGGGCCCGAGUGGGGCACCGGGACUGCAGGGACAGAAGGGCUCCGGCGGGAAUCACGGACCGAUGGGUAUAAAAGGUCACAGAGGUCUAGUCGGUCUACCCGGACUUCCGGGAUCUGCCGGCCACCCCGGAUCUAAUGGUAACGAUGGCACCACAGGUCAGCGAGGACCGCCCGGCAACCCCGGAUCACGUGGACUCGCCGGCCAUGAUGGACAGCCAGGACCCCAGGGUCCAUCCGGCCCCUCCUACCGACAGGACCGGUGGGCGGAAACAGUGAUAGAGUACCGGACGGAUAAGCCAAAGAGGUUACCAGUGAUAGAUAUCGCUCCAUUUGAUAUAGGCGCAUCGAACCAGGAAUUCGGCAUGACAAUAGGAGAUGUAUGCUACUCAUAGCGGUGCCACGCGCAUGCGCGAUCUACCUGUGUAUAGAAGCGUUGCACAAAUGCCUGCGUAUGAUCAUAAUACUUUUUUAAACUUUAGAACGAGUUGAAUUUGUACAUUGCAACGACAUUUACUGUAUAAGUAUUCAGCAAUGCCUUUCGCAGACGUCUAUAUGCAACAGUAUUUUUGAUGAUGGCUGUUUUUAGCGCUCAUUUUAAAUCGCAUAUCACCGGGGACUGUCGUGGAAUGUGUAGUGCUGAAUAGUCAAACCAUAGCGUACAACGAAAUUUCGCUUGUCGAGUAUAUCUCAUUAUUUUGCUAGAAAAGCGAGUGUAACGCGGCAUUAUUACCUUUGCCUUUGCCUUUGCGAAUCAGCGCCGAUUGUUGUAACGUAACCAUGGCAAUUAUAACAUUGAUGUGGAGCGACCGAUUACGACGAAAAAAAACUAUAGAACAUUUUUUUAAACUCUUUAUCGUUUUUAUCACGAUGACGAUUCUUUUAGGCUGAACGAAACCCGGGACCACUACCGAUUUUUUUUUUACCUCGAUAUUUGCAUUUAAGUCACUUUGCAUUUAAUUUGCACAGAAGCUUUCAGCUGCAAGAUAGCAAAGCUUGCCUGCUGAUGGCCCUCUACGGAUCACAGGCACACACUAGCCAUACAGUAAGCGCAGUAGUUCGCGAAGUAGAUAAUAAAAUGCGUUGUUAGGUCAGCAUGCAGACAGCAUAUACCGUGUCAAACAACAUUAGUUGUUUGGUGAUCUUCCCCCAUUCUCCCAUCACAUUGGUGUGGCGUUCCAAACUUACUAGUGCAUGUUGGUUAGUCACGUAUGUGUAUCACUGCCAAAUAGAUAUACAUUUUUAUAUUGAAACAGUGUGAACAAUUUUUGCUAUGUAUUUUUUACAAUAAAAGCAAGUGUGUUAUACUGUAA
This is a messenger RNA of Priapulus caudatus, 1815 nucleotides long. RefSeq names its product collagen alpha-1(I) chain-like. The transcript has 8 exons. The record is from RefSeq and is a predicted model, not a curated record. Gene Ontology annotation, molecular function: extracellular matrix structural constituent. Lineage: Eukaryota; Metazoa; Priapulida; Priapulimorpha; Priapulimorphida; Priapulidae. The coding region runs from base 142 to 897 and encodes 251 amino acids.